This is a messenger RNA of Seminavis robusta, 471 nucleotides long. NCBI's taxonomy places the organism in Eukaryota, Bacillariophyta, Bacillariophyceae, Naviculales, Naviculaceae. The record is from the annotation of a GenBank genome assembly.
AUGUCAGGACCAACUGAAACCCAAAAAGGCAAAGAACCCCAAAAAGGCAAAGAAAUCCGUUUCAUCAGGGGCACUUACAAGGGAUGCACUGGAUGGAUGAACCGAGCCAUCAAGAGUUCAAAAAAAACUUGCAAUGUCAUUGUUGCCCAUGAGGGUGUGGAGAAAGUAACCCGUGUCUUGAGUAGCUCUGUCCGUAACAAAUGGACCGAACCAACAAGCUUUGAACACGCACUUGUGCAACAACAUGCUGACGUGGAACUGGCCAUGGUUGCACUUGCUGAGCUACUUGCUGAGUGUGGAGUUCGCAGGAACCCCGAGAUUCUUGCUCUUAUCAACACGGAGCUAACCAUUGCCCGAAAGAAAAACGAUGAUUCGGGUGUGAAAACUUACCGGUCUGUGGACUGGCAAGGUAGGACCAAGAGAUCCCUCCAUGACCCGAAUGCCAUGGAAGGCAUUAGCUCUGGGUGUUGA